Fusarium subglutinans is the source of this 2694-nucleotide messenger RNA. RefSeq lists its product as uncharacterized. Bases 1 to 2694 code for a protein of 897 amino acids. The transcript has a single exon. The record is from RefSeq and is a predicted model, not a curated record. Lineage: Eukaryota; Fungi; Ascomycota; Sordariomycetes; Hypocreales; Nectriaceae.
AUGGACCAUUCCGAGGGUGCUUCAGAUGCGCCCUUUGCAUCCUUACCUAGCCACUCACAAGGCUGUUACACGGCAGGGCAUGCUCCUACAGGCGGAUCGGACGGUAGACUACCGCGACCUAUGUCUAUCCAUAAAUCAGCGCAGCUUCAGCAGCUUCCACUUGUCUUCGCUGUGGAAGUCUCGAGUACAAGCGAGAGAAUCUUUGAGCAACAAAAGAACACAAUCUCACAUAUAACCUCGAAGCUUGAGCCCAAGGAGCUGGCAGACCAGUCUUACAUUUUACCUUGGGAUCGUCAAGCUCACGACCCAGUACCUGCAAAUCUGAUUGGGAGCCUUAAACAUAGCGUUGGAUCAAACCCAUCGAGCAUUUUCGAAAACCAUCUUGGUCGAAGAUGCCUUGAGGAGUCAAAGAUCUGGUUCCUCAUGACAGAUGGUGUAGUUGAAGAGGAGCGUGCCAAUGCCUUUACGAAUAACAUUGCUGAAGCGGGAUUACACGGCACUCCAUCUGUCAUAAUUGUCUUUGGAAACAGGUCUCGUCCUCCUUCUCGAAGCAAAUUCUCAAUUGGCAUGUCUAUCUGUGCACUAUCACCACAUUGUGCGGUGCUUUUCCACGACGUAUGGAGUAAUGAGCUAUUCAUCGUUCAAGCCAAAGGUUGUUUCGCUAGUUUGCUUCCGAAGGGGUCUUACUUCAAGUGGUUCAGUGGAACGAAAUGGGCCGACUUUCCCCAGACGACCUACGAUAGGCUGCUGAGGGUUCGCGUUCCAGACGCAAUUCAACUCUCAAAAGAUGAAGUGGCCCUGCCUUACGGCAACGUGUUCGAUAUGAAGUCCAUCUACAACGACCUCGUGUCCGAACGCGCCAAGCUUCAACUGGUAUCAAACAACUGUGCCCUCGAUGCGAUAAUGGUAGUUGCCAAAACGAGAGGAGAAGGAUUCUUGGUCAAGCUGUGGAUUGAGAGCCUUCGCAGAACAACGACGAGAGACAGCCUGUCGAUGGAAAGAGACGAUAUCAACUCCCGAGGGAUGAGAACCAUGACAUAUCUACUGAUGGCAGCUGAGAAAGAGCUGAAAGCAGCAACAAAUCGCCAAAAAAACAUUUGGUCUUGUUUGGCAUCUAUCGCCGAGUCCAGAGCCAUGGAAAUACACGGUCCAAGCAACCUAGACUUUCAUCGCGCAUCACUCAGAUUUGAGAACAAGAGAAAUUGGGCCAGCUUCGAAGCCAAGGUGGAGAUGGAACACGCGGCACUCAGGCGUGUCACCAAAAGCUUACAAGAGGUCCAGUCAGCGAUAGGGAUACUCGAUGGUCCUUUGCGAGAUGAUUCAAGGCUCGCCCUAGCUGACACUUUUUGGUACCCCGCUAGUGGAGUAAAGGCACAGAGAGACAACGAGAACCUUGCGGCAUCUGUUCAACCGAACAAGGUGGAUAAGGAAGAUGUCGACAAGACAUUGUUUCUCUCCAGCUUCAAUGGCACUCGGAAGCUUGAAAAGGCCCCACGGUCAAAGGCGUACGCUACCUGUCCGAUAUGCCGAGAGCCGAAUUCGAUCCAAACGUUACUUCUUCGAUCAAGCCCCAAGGACAACAAAACUCCACACCUUCCAUUGCCCAACCAAAGGCUCCAAGUGAAGUGUCCCUUGGCGCUGGGGAAUUGCCCAGAGGUCGACGUCAUUCUUCCACUUACAUGCUGCGAUGGCUGCGCAUUCCUCCUCUUGAGGAUGAACAAGCAAGUCAGCUCUCUUCAAACUAGCUAUCAGGUCGCCGCGGCACUUCCACUUGUAUCGCUCCAAGACAAGCAGAACCGAAGGCUAUGGAGGCAGAAACUCACAGAGGUCUUUAGACAUCGCUUCCACGAUAGUGCUGUCUUGUCUGUCUUCCUCGCUACCAUCUGCACUCAAAUUGAAAACGUCCCUAGUCUGGCACGCUCAAAGACUCUCAAGUGGUGCAGAGAUGAACUCUCUCGACUACCAGGGAUCCACGUCCCCCAAAGCGCUAGCCCAAAGCUCGUCACCACUCUUCCAUCAGCACUCAGCAAUAUGGUUCCGCCGCAACAGGUCGCCUUCUUUGCAUGCCUAGGAAACAAAUUCUAUCUAAAGGCAGUUCUAUCGCAGCCAGUUGAGGGGUUCGUUGUUCUCGUUCAGCUAGCAGCAUCGAUGAAUGUUGUUAAACCAGAGGCUAUCCGGAAGCUGGUUUGGAAGCGGCUUCUAUGUCAUUUCAUAGAGCAAGACUUGCGUUUACGAACUAAUUUUGGGACAGAAUAUGCUUAUGCUACGUUUCAAGAGAUUAUACAAGAGUCUCCGUCCUCUAGCCAAGAGCGUCCUGGCAAAUUCGUUAUAGCUCUCCCGAAACAACGAACAACUGUAUCACUGACUUCGCUGGUCAAUACAUACCUUAUCCCGCCAGGAUCGAGCGCCAUAUCACAUUUUUCUCGCAUAGCCUGCUUUAAGGAAGUAUAUAGUACGACCAAGUAUAACGCAGCGCUAGCAUUAUUUUUACAUAUAAUGGCCAGCCUUAAAUAUCAUGGUGAGGAGGCUGUGGAUAUCUUGGAAGAGAUGCAGGGUGUGGCAAACAAGCUUCGCCACGUUGGAGAGGGCAUGAGGAGUGUUUUUGAGGAUCCAGCGUCUAUUGACGAGCCUGGAGCUGCGUGUGCCAUUGCUCAUUUAGAGUCGUGGCUGAAGUACAUUGUAUCAGGGAAUUGA